GGGAGGGGACGCCUCCCGCGCUCCGGCGUCCACUUCGGGGGUCCCAGGCCGGCUUGGGGGACCCCUGAGCGCGCCCCGCUGCUCGGCCCGGCCCCCUCGAGGGCGCCCCGGGAGCGGCCGGCUCUGAGCCCAGUUGUUUCCGCGACAGGAGGGCGCCCCGGAGCCCCCGGACCCCGCGUCCGGGUGGCAGAUGCCCCCCGAGAGGGCCGGAUAAGCGUCUGCGGCCGCGAAGUUCUGCCUGGACGGAGCCCCGGACGCAGCGAGUCGGCGAGAGAAGCUGCCAGGCGCCCCAUCUGCCUCCGGAAAGUUUGUCCUCGAGGAGUCGAGUGCGGGGGUCCCGGGGCCGCCCUCAGCGCGGACCCCGGCCGGCCGGCAUGGGACCUCGGUAAUGGAAGGCCCGGAGCAGACUUCCCCGCGCCGGCUGCGUGUUUGUCCGAGGGUCUAAAGUCCCAGAGGAUGACCUAGAACUUCAAACAGCCCAGCCGGCCUGCCAGGGCCCCGCGGACGAGUCGCUCGCGGCCGCCAGGCCGGGGCGCACCCCGACUACCCGCCCCGGCCCGCGCGGACUUGGGUUUCCUACAAUCGCUUCUUUUCCAAGAAGGGUUUUCUUUGGUGUUGGUUUGUGUUGACAUUUGGUGGUGAGAGGAAGAAGGGCUGGGCGGCGGGACUCGGCGCGGGUCCAGCAUGGAUGUGGUGGACCCCCAGCAGCUGGGCAUGUUCACGGAGGGCGAGCUGAUGUCUGUGGGCAUGGACACCUUCAUCCACCGCAUCGACUCCACCGAGGUCAUCUACCAGCCGCGUCGCAAGCGCGCCAAGCUCAUCGGGAAGUACCUGAUGGGGGACCUGCUGGGGGAGGGCUCCUAUGGCAAGGUGAAGGAGGUGCUGGACUCGGAGACGCUGUGCCGGCGCGCCGUCAAGAUCCUCAAGAAGAAGAAGCUGCGGCGGAUUCCCAACGGGGAGGCCAACGUGAAGAAGGAGAUCCAGCUCCUGCGGCGGCUGCGGCACCGGAAUGUCAUCCAGCUAGUGGACGUGCUGUGCAAUGAGGAGAAGCAGAAGAUGUAUAUGGUGAUGGAGUACUGCGUGUGCGGCAUGCAGGAGAUGCUGGACAGUGUGCCCGAGAAGAGGUUCCCUGUGUGCCAGGCCCAUGGGUACUUCUGCCAGCUCAUCGAUGGGCUGGAGUACCUGCACAGCCAGGGCAUCGUGCACAAGGACAUCAAGCCCGGAAACCUGUUGCUCACCACCAGCGGGACACUCAAGAUCUCCGACCUGGGCGUGGCCGAGGCCCUGCACCCGUUUGCUGAGGAUGAUACAUGCCGGACCAGCCAGGGAUCGCCAGCCUUCCAGCCACCUGAGAUCGCCAAUGGCCUGGACACCUUCUCUGGCUUCAAGGUGGACAUCUGGUCGGCGGGGGUCACGCUCUACAACAUCACGACGGGCCUGUACCCCUUUGAAGGGGACAACAUCUACAAGCUGUUCGAGAACAUCGGGAAGGGGGACUACACGAUCCCGGGCGACUGCGGCCCACCACUGUCCGACCUGCUGAGAGGGAUGCUUGAGUAUGAGCCGGCCCGGAGGCUGUCCAUCCAGCAGAUCCGACAGCACAGCUGGUUCCGGAAGAAGCACCCGCCGGCCGAGGCGCCGGUGCCCAUCCCCCCCAGCCCGGACACCAAGGAUCGGUGGCGCAGCAUGACCGUGGUGCCCUACCUCGAGGACCUGCACGGCUGCGCUGGCGACGCCGAGGACGAGGGCCUGUUCGACCUCGAGGACGACAUCAUCUACACUCAGGACUUCACGGUGCCUGGACAGGUCCCAGAGGAGGAGGCGGGUCAGAAUGGACAGAGCCGGGGCCUGCCCAAGGCCUUGUGCAUGAAUGGCACCGAGGUGGCCCAGCCGGCUCUCAAGUCAAAGGCUGAGCGCCGCACCAGCGCUUCCUCCAACCCUGCCCGCCGGGCCUGCUCUGCCAGCAGCAAGAUCCGCCGGCUGUCGGCCUGCAAGCAGCAGUGAGGAUGCCGCCGGCAGCCUGUCUGCAGGGGCCCUGGCCUGGUGCCACGUCCCAGGCCCUCAGUCUUCCCACCGACUCCUGGCCCGCCGCCAGCCUGGGAAGGACACCGCUACGCCCUCCAUGCUGGCUGCUCCUCUGGAAGUCGGGAGCAUCCUGGAGGGUCAGAGUCCAGCCCUGUGUCCUGGACCACCUGUGCACGGCACCUCUCGCCAACGGACACGACUUCCUGUUGACUUUUGCAGUUCUCCCCAGGCGAGGGGGGGGACGUCAGGGCCUGGGUCAGAGGGCAGGCCCUGCCCCCCAAGGCCCCGGCCACGUGCGAAGCCAUCGCGAUGCACUUUAUGUUUAGACUACUGGUGUCUCUGCCCCGCCCAGCCCGUUGUUUUGUUUUUACUCUGCUAUGUUAGAGCCUUCCACAGCUAGUGACGUGUUCAGACAGAUGACAGCCACAGACGAUGCCAGUGUGAAGCCACAGACCUCCCCUCCCUGCGAUGCGCGCCCCACCUCCGCGGGGGCCAAGUGGCUCCCUCUGGUUUUUGGUUGGUUGGUUCCUUUUUUAAGAAAACAAUAAAACAGGUGGAUUUGAGCUGUGGCUGUGAGGGGUGCUUGAUACUGCCGGGUGG
Messenger RNA from Trichechus manatus latirostris (Florida manatee), 2625 nucleotides. It is a transcript of the gene STK11, whose product is annotated as serine/threonine kinase 11. Gene Ontology annotation, biological process: glucose homeostasis; regulation of Wnt signaling pathway; signal transduction. Bases 685 to 2004 code for a protein of 439 amino acids. The transcript has 10 exons. Gene Ontology annotation, cellular component: cytoplasm; nucleus. The record is from RefSeq and is a predicted model, not a curated record. Gene Ontology annotation, molecular function: ATP binding; protein serine/threonine kinase activity; protein kinase activator activity. Lineage: Eukaryota; Metazoa; Chordata; Mammalia; Sirenia; Trichechidae.